Ustilaginoidea virens is the source of this 1635-nucleotide messenger RNA. RefSeq lists its product as uncharacterized. Gene Ontology annotation, cellular component: cytoplasm. Gene Ontology annotation, molecular function: zinc ion binding; ubiquitin protein ligase activity. The record is from RefSeq and is a predicted model, not a curated record. The transcript has 3 exons. Bases 1 to 1635 code for a protein of 544 amino acids. NCBI's taxonomy places the organism in Eukaryota, Fungi, Ascomycota, Sordariomycetes, Hypocreales, Clavicipitaceae.
AUGGCGACGGCUCCGCCAGCAGGCAAGGCGGCCUCUGCCAGCAACCACGCCGCGGAGGAUUCCCAAACGGCAGCAGACUUUUUACGCCAUCAAGAGCUGCUCGAGGCCGACGCGCGCGAAGCCUUGCCCUACAGCAUCGAAUCAUGCACCAAGAUCCUCGGACCGCUGCGGCAGCAAGUCUAUUCUUGCCUGACGUGCAAUCCGCCUCCGACAGACGACGCCCCGGACUGGAAGCCGGCAGGCCUGUGCUAUGCUUGCUCGGUCCAGUGCCACGGCCAGCACCGCCUUGUCGAGAUCUUUCAGAAGCGCAACUUUACCUGCGACUGCGGAACCACGAGGAUCCCGAGGGAGUCUCCUUGCACUCUGCGCACCAACGGCGAAAACAACACCAGAGGCAACGUGCAUUCGGAAGAGCCCGACAUCAACAACAGGUACAACAAGAACUUCCGCAACGUCUUUUGCGGUUGCGACUGCGAUUACGAUCCACACAGUCAGAUAGGCACCAUGUACCAAUGCCUAGGGCUGGGCACCGUUGAACAAGGGGGCUGCGGCGAGGACUGGUACCAUCCCGGCUGCCUCGUCGGCUUGGGUCCGAAAUGGUAUGAAAAAAUGGGCAAUGCAAAGAAGCCAUCUACCAAGGGAGCAGGCGGGGCGAACGGUGACGGGUUGGCCACCAUCUCGGAGGGCAACGAAGACCAACUGGACGCCGUGGCAGGAGAAGCAGCAGCAGCAGCAGCAGCAGCAGCAGCAGCAGCAGCAGCAGCAGCAGCAGCAGCAGCAGCAGCUGAAGACGACGACGCCAACGACGACCCACCCAUGCCCUUCGGGUUUCCUGACGAGGAUGAUUUCCUCGGCUUCCUCUGCUACAAAUGCGUCGACGCCCAUCCUUGGAUCAAACGCUACGUCGGUACUCCUGGUUUCCUGCCGGCCGUGUUCCUCGACCCGUCCGGCAACGAGGCCGCGCGCGCAGCAAAGCCCGAGACACCCUCCACCCCCCCAGACGGCUGCAGCAAACGCAAGGCCGAGGAAGAUGCCCAACCCCCCACCAGCGUCAAGCGCGUCAAGGACGAAUCCGAACCGGCCGGCCUCGCAGCCACCGCCCCCAUCACCGACCAGCGAGCACCCAGCCGCCCAGAGGCCGCCCCCCCUCUCGGCUGCAAGCUGCCCCAGCUGCCCGCACCGCCCGCUGCUAGAUUCAGCCUCUUCUUCGGGCAAGCUUUCCGCGACCAGCUCUGCCGCUGCCCAGACUGCUACCGGCUUCUCCACACCCACCCGCAGCUCCUGGAAGAGGAAGACGUCUACGAGCCGCCCCUGUCUGAAGACGGCGCCUCCCAGCACGGCGGCUCUACCCACGGCAGCGGCAGCCUCCUCGAGCGCGGCGAGAGCGCUCUCCGGAACGUGGACCGCGUCAGGGCCAUCGAGGGCGCCAUGGCGUACAACCACCUCAAGGAGCAGCUGAAGCCGUUCUUCCAGCAGUUUGCCGAGAGCGGCAAGGUUGUCAGCGCAGAGGACAUCAAGUCUUACUUUGCCAAGCUGCGCGGCGACGAGCAUGGUAUUGAGCAGGCCGGACAGGCUGCUGCUGGUUCCAAAGAUGACAGCCAUGGCGACGGAAGACGGGAGCAAAGUGGCUAUUAA